GUGUAAGCGACCUUCGGUCCGCGGUAAAUUGGAAUACGCAUGCGCCUUGCGAUGUCAACAAACCCGCCGUAAGUCCCGCAGCGCGCCUUUAUGAAAUAGUGAAAUGUUGUUAUGGGUUCUAGACAUAUAAGCUUAAAAGAAGCCGCCGAGCAUGGAUGUACUCGAUUUAUUCCAUUUUUGUCGAAUUGGAGAUGUGGAAAAUACCAGGAACUUAGUGGAGGAAGAAGAUGUCGAUGUUAAUGUGAGGGAUUGCUGGGAUAGUACACCACUGUAUUAUGCAUGUCUAUGCGGUCAUGAAGCUUUGGUUGCAUAUCUUCUGUCAAUAGGUGCCAGAUGUGAGCCAAAUACAUUUGAUGGAGAGCGAUGCCUCUAUGCAGCACUCACAGACAGAAUUCGCAAGAUCUUGCAAAAUUACAAGGCCAUCACCAGUACAUGUAUGAGAAGGAAUCCUUAUUAUGAGUUCCUUCGCAGGACUCUAGAAAGUGGUGAUUUUGCAGAUGUAUGUUUUGUGAUACAUGGACAGAGAUUCUGUGCCCAUCGAGCUAUUUUAACUACACGUAGCAGCUAUUUUGCUAGCAUGUUUGAGACAAAAUGGAAGGACAAACAUGUUAUCACUUUGAAUAAUUCAUUGGUAAAACCCUGGGCAUUCAAGGCUUUGCUAAACUUUAUUUACAUGGAUCGUCUAGAUGUUGAUGUCUCACAAACCAUGGAUGUUUUACUCUUGGCAAAACAGUGUAAAUUACAUGUGCUAAAACAGCUCCUUGAGAUGCGUUUACGAGAUAUUGAAAUGAUGAGUGAUUCCAAGCCUGGAACUCAUGAAGUCAAAGUUAUCAGUGUUGAGCCAGAUGCGUCUCUAAGGACAAUGCAAGGAGAAUAUGGACAAAUGGCAGAGAUUGCUAUUCCUCAACCCUAUCGACAGCAGCAAUUUCCUCGAGAAUUUGGAGAGUUUUUCUUCCCGUUUUCCCUGUCUCUACCAAAUGAUGACAGAAUUCCUGGUGACCUUCCAUCAUAUACUGAUAUCUGUAUCAACGUACAAGGAAACAAAUUCUUCUGCCACAAGAUGUUUUUAUGCGGCCGCAGUGAUUACUUUAGAGCUCUUUUGAUUGAUCACUUCGCUGAAGUCUCAACAGAACCAAACUCAAUACCGGAGUUGGCACUUCAUGACGUCACGCCGGAGGUCUUUGCUGCUGUUGUGUCCUUUGUAUACAGGGACAAUGCCGAGCUCACAGAUGAAAUCCUUUAUAACGUUCUCUGUGCCGCGGAUAUCUACCUACUACACGGACUCAAGCGACUAUGCGAACACAAGAUCAGCGGCCUACUUGACCGUGCUAAUGUUUUGACAGUUCUCCGGACCGCGCGGCUUUUCUCGCUAGACCGACUUGAAAUGAAUUGUUGCGACUUCCUUGCUGGAAACAUCGCAGAGUUCAUCGAUAGCCAAGACUUUCACGAAUUGAUCCUCGAGGAUGCCGCGGCCAUCCGCAACAGAGAGGAGACCGACUCGAUUCCAAUCGUGGACGACCUGAGGUUCCACCUGUACAAGAACAUCCUACCAAACGAUGGCAGUGGCUCCCUGUGCUUGGAGGGAGGUGAUGCUGAAAUUAACCUCUUGAUCCUUAACAACAUCUUGGAAAAACUCGGACUAGACUGCUGAAUGGAACAAGAAUGCUGAAAUGUACAGAUAGUGAAUUUGAAUAGAAUUUUAAAGAAGACCUGGUGAGUCUUGAAUAGUGAACUAGAAGGCUGAAUUGAAGUCAAACGCUGUUUCCUGCAGAAUCUGUCUCAGUUCAAUCAGCGCACGAAUUAAUGAAUCGUA
Messenger RNA from Nematostella vectensis (starlet sea anemone), 1813 nucleotides. RefSeq names its product ankyrin repeat and BTB/POZ domain-containing protein 1. The record is from RefSeq and is a predicted model, not a curated record. Gene Ontology annotation, molecular function: protein binding. Bases 152 to 1651 code for a protein of 499 amino acids. The transcript is spliced from 13 exons. NCBI's taxonomy places the organism in Eukaryota, Metazoa, Cnidaria, Anthozoa, Actiniaria, Edwardsiidae. Gene Ontology annotation, cellular component: cytoplasm; ubiquitin ligase complex.